Molecule: messenger RNA, 5585 nt
Organism: Ailuropoda melanoleuca (giant panda)
Lineage: Eukaryota; Metazoa; Chordata; Mammalia; Carnivora; Ursidae
Gene: PTPRE
Product: protein tyrosine phosphatase receptor type E
Exons: 19
Coding region: 520-2367 (615 amino acids)
Biological process (GO): protein dephosphorylation
Molecular function (GO): protein tyrosine phosphatase activity
Source: RefSeq, a predicted model, not a curated record
GGUUCGCCAUGGAGCCCUUCUGUCCUCUCCUGCUGGCGGGUGUUAGCUUGCCGCUCGCCAAGGCUCUCAAGGGCAACGAGACCACCUCGGCUGUCAGCAACCAGACCUCGACAACCUCAGUGGUGAGCACGGUGGACCAGGACGGUGGCCUGCAGUGCAGACUCUAAAGUGAGGUGCAGGUGUGCACGAAGGAUGACGGAGGAGGUUCUGGUAUCAGGCAAGAAGUUCUAAUGCGAUGGCGGAGCAACUGAUUUGCAAACUGCAAAGGGCAGUCUAGUGUUGGGGCUCUUUCUUUGCCCAAACCCCACUUUCCCCGUUGUCUGAGUCCUUGCCUCGGGUCCCCCGUUGGAAUGGGGACCGGCUCUGCCCGCAGGCCCUCCUGACCAGGGCGCACCCCAGCCCCUGCUGGCCUGGCUGCUGCUGCCUCUGCUGCUCUUCGUCCUCCUCCUGCUCCUCGCCGCCUACUUCUUCAGGUUCAGGAAGCAGAGGAAAGCCGUGGUCAGCGCCAAUGACAAGAAGAUGCCCAACGGAAUCCUGGAAGAGCAAGAGCAGCAAAGAGUGAUGCUUCUCAGCAGGUCCCCCUCCGGACCCAAGAAGUACUUUCCCAUCCCCGUGGCGCACUUGGAGGAGGAGAUCCGCGUCCGCUCUGCAGAUGACUGCAAACGCUUUCGGGAGGAAUUCAAUUCGUUGCCAUCAGGACACAUACAAGGAACUUUCGAACUGGCCAAUAAAGAAGAAAACAGAGAAAAAAACAGAUAUCCCAACAUCCUUCCCAAUGAUCAUUCCAGGGUGAUUUUGAGCCAAGUGGAUGGAACCCCCUGCUCAGACUACAUAAAUGCUUCCUACAUAGAUGGUUACAAAGAGAAGAAUAAAUUCAUCGCAGCUCAAGGCCCCAAACAGGAAACAGUGAAUGACUUCUGGAGAAUGAUCUGGGAACAGAAGUCGGCCACCAUCGUCAUGUUGACAAACCUGAAAGAAAGGAAAGAGGAGAAAUGCUCCCAGUACUGGCCUGACCAGGGAUGCUGGACCUAUGGAAACAUCCGUGUGUGCGUGGAGGACUGCGUGGUUCUGGUAGAUUACACCAUCCGGAAAUUCUGCAUACAGUCCCAGCUCCCCGAGGGCUGCAAAGCCCCACGGCUCGUCUCCCAGCUGCACUUCACCAGCUGGCCCGACUUUGGAGUGCCUUUCACCCCCAUCGGGAUGCUGAAGUUCCUGAAGAAAGUGAAGGCCCUCAACCCCGCCCACGCCGGGCCCAUAGUGGUCCACUGUAGCGCGGGCGUGGGCCGGACGGGCACCUUCAUCGUGAUCGAUGCCAUGAUGGACAUGAUGCAUGCCGAGCAGAAGGUCGAUGUCUUUGACUUUGUGUCCAGAAUCCGCAACCAGCGCCCUCAGAUGGUUCAAACGGACACGCAGUACACGUUCAUUUACCAAGCCUUACUGGAAUACUACCUCUACGGGGACACCGAGCUCGAUGUGUCCUCCCUGGAAAAGCACCUGCAGACGCGUCACGGCUCCACCACCCACUUCGACAAGAUAGGGCUGGAGGAGGAAUUCAGGAAACUCACCAACGUCCGGAUCAUGAAGGAGAACAUGAGGACGGGCAACCUGCCGGCAAACAUGAAGAAGGCCAGGGUCAUCCAGAUCAUCCCAUAUGACUUCAACCGGGUGAUCCUUUCCAUGAAAAGGGGUCAAGAAUACACAGACUACAUCAAUGCGUCCUUUAUAGACGGCUACCGACAGAAGGACUAUUUCAUCGCCACCCAGGGGCCGCUGGCACACACGGUGGAAGAUUUCUGGAGGAUGGUGUGGGAGUGGAAGUGCCACACGGUCGUGAUGCUGACGGAGGUCCAGGAGAGAGAGCAGGAUAAAUGCUACCAGUAUUGGCCAACAGAGGGCUCAGUGACUCAUGGCGAAAUAACAAUCGAAAUAAAAAGCGAUACGCUUUCGGAAGCCAUCAGCAUACGGGACUUCCUGGUCACCUUCAAUCAGCCCCUAGGCCACCAAGAGGAGCAGACCCGUGUGGUCCGCCAGUUCCACUUCCAUGGCUGGCCCGAGAUCGGGAUUCCGGCCGAGGGCAAAGGCAUGAUCGACCUCAUCGCGGCCGUGCAGAAGCAGCAGCAACAGACGGGCAACCACCCGAUCACUGUGCACUGCAGUGCUGGAGCCGGGCGAACAGGUACAUUCAUUGCGCUCAGCAACAUUCUGGAACGAGUCAAAGCCGAGGGCCUUUUAGACGUAUUCCAAGCUGUGAAGAGUUUGCGACUUCAGAGACCACAUAUGGUGCAAACCCUGGAACAGUAUGAAUUCUGCUACAAAGUGGUACAAGAUUUUAUUGAUAUAUUUUCUGAUUAUGCUAAUUUCAAAUGAAAAUUCCUGCCUUAAAAUAUUUUUUAAUUUAAUGGUCAGUAUAUUUUAUAAAAAUCAUGUUAAUUUAUUUCAUAGUUGACAUUAAUACCCGUCCUAAUUUCUUUGUAUAUAUUUUGUUAUGCUUUAAAGGCCACCUGCUAUAAAGUCAUUAAACCUUAAAUACCCCUUUUAAAAACUGGAAUAAUGUAUUAAGGUCAAGUAAUAGCCCAUAAAAUAUAUUUCUGCUAAUAUCAGUAAAUAUUUUAAUUUGGCAUUGGGUUCAUCACAUCCCCAAAUUUCACACAUGCAGCACCUCGAAAUGUUAAAAAUUUUAAUAUGCAACGUGUGCUUACACAGGAGAGUAAACACAAAGCCCGCUGUUAGGAAAGUGGUCGAGGACUCAAAAAUCAGUUGAAAAUUCUCUUUCCUGACAAUGAUUUUACAGCCCUGAGCAGUGGCGUUUUGUGGAAGGUAAAACGUUCAUGAGGAUACCCGUAAAUAGGGAAUUCUGUGAAAUCUUCUGUCCCAACUCACGUUUUGAUUUUUGCAUUUAAAGAUCGAAGACGCUACAGGCUGAAUGCAGGUAUAAAACCCGUUAGCGCCCUUGGUGGCCGUAGCGUGAGACUUAAACUCGCGUUUGCUCAAGGUGGGUCCCGGCUGUCUCGGCUGGAAGAGGGGAGGUGGAGGGCCCGUGGCAAGGUUCACCCACGGCUCUGGGUACAGCAAAACCAGCCCUCGGGCUGUGCUCCCACGUCGCCCCUCGCCGUCCGUCUGUCUGGGCAUGGGACUCAGAUGACCUCCUGAGAAUCAGACCAGCUGCCUUUCUCGCCCUCGCCUCCCGUCCUGCUUCCCCGCCCCCCCCAAGCUGGUCUUGAGUUGUUCCACGCGCUCAACACCAACUCUCCCCAGUCCUGACGUUCAGAUCAAUCCGAACGUCGGACUCCCACAGCUGCAAGGAGCACACACUUGGGGAGAGGACCACAAGCAAUUACGCUUUAAACUUUCUGAGAAGCAUUUUGGUAUUUCAGAAGGAAAAACGAAAAACCUUGUAAAAGCUAAGAUUGUUUAUAAGGAAAGAAAUCUUAAAAUCUAGAUUUAUAUAGUUUUUUUAAAAGUCCCACUCCCCAAUAUUUAAAUAAAAGAAAAAGAGAGAGAAAUCCUUAAACCUAAGGCUAGCUUAUUUUUGAAUGGAAAUACUACUGAGAGCUUUGACACUGGGUAAUGAUGAUCUCACUGCCAGACAGGAUUGGUUUGUGGGACAACACAAAAGGGGGGGGAGAGGAUGAAUGUAGAAAAGUUUAAUUUAAUGACUGAUUUUUCAUGGCCAAUAGGUAGCAGAUAAGCACAAUGUAAAAAAAAAAAAAAAAGACACCUGCUUUAACUUACAAAAAGCAUUUAACGUGCAUUUGGGGUACUUUUUUUUUUUUUUUGCUUUUUCAAAGAAAUAUAAAGGCCUUAUUUGACAUUACCACUGAGAAGUGAUUGCACCCCCUAUUGCACUGUCCAUCCCAUGUCCGUCCCUGGUGUGCACGAUGCAACCCCAGGGCUGGUUACAUGCUAAUCGUCACUUUGCGGUAAUCAAGUCUCCGAGGCUCCCCUGAGCACCCCCAGGCAAGAGGAGGUGCCAGCUGGAAGGACAUGAGCACAACUUUGUGACCGCUGCCUCCGCACCUGCCAGCCGCAUCCCUGGGCCACACACGCACUGCCAGACAUCCCUCUCUCCCUCCCGGUACAGUGAGAAUGCAUUGGGGUCGAGGAGGAACAUGGAGGGAACUUUGCAAGAUGCACCAGUUGGUCCCAUAUGUUUUCGUUGUUAAAAUCUCAAGUCCAAAGCCUUUCUUUGACGGAAGGAGAAGAGAGAGAACCAAGCUUUUGUUUGGCACCAACCCUAGAAACCGAGCCGGCUAGCUGUGACUAGUAUCGUAUCUGAGGGUUCAAAGUCGAGGGAAUGAAUUUGGGUCUAAUUUAGGAACCCUUAUUAGAAUCUGUCAGGCCUUUUUGUGGCCUACCUGAUAUCUCUUGGAUGGAGAUUAAGAUCAAGGCUUAUCCGGGGUGCCCUCGGGAAAGUGUCCCGUGUGUGUGUUCUUCUGGCCCCUGUGUCCACUGCAGGCAUCCUGGCACCCACUGUGGCCCUUCCAGUUCUGGAGACAAAGCAGAAGCCACUGUCCCUUGGAGGCACUUGCCUUUCUGGGGGCCUGGGAAUUGUAGCCUCAUGGCCUCUGCCCAGGCCCCCCCCCAACCAAGUCCAAGGUCUCCCCAGUCCAAACAGUCUCUUUGGGCACUUGGGGACCGGCUACCCUAUCUGUGCCAGCCAGAAAGCUGACCUCUCCUUCCCCCUCGGUCAAAGUAGGUCCAUUGUAGAUAACAAACAGCGCCAUGAGGACAGCGCCCACGACGCCGUUCUUCCCUUCACGUUUUUGUAUGUUGCAUGCGGUUGCAUUCAAAUGCCAAAUAGCGAUUAGGAGCCUACUGUUCUGAUCGACAAGCCAUACGGUCACUGUGUGACUCACCUUACUGUUUCUCUCCACGUGCUAGACGAAUGAAGAAUGCAUACCAGUGUUUUAAAAGGUAUUUUUAUGUGUUUUUAAAAACUUUUUAAAAUGAGCCUGACAUGUCUGUUUCAGCACUCCGAGACAUGCCCAUGUUAUUUUUAAAAUGUAUGAUUACUGAUAUUUUUGUUUAACUCAGUUGUGUUUAAUUUAUGUGCAAUCUUUAUAAUAUAUGUAUGUAUUCCUGUUUCAACUAUCAUAUUUUCUUUUAUUACAUCUAUAAUUUGAUCUUGCUCUGAUUAUAAUGCCAGUGAAUGUUGCUGAAUUCUUUGUAUAUGCAAAUUGCAAGAUCUAAAACAUUCUGAUGCAAGGAUAAAUCUUUACUUUGACUUCCAGCCUGUGUCUCUUUCUUCCAUGAAAUCUCUUCAUUUCAUUCCUGUGCCUUACAUCCUUUUAGACAAGACAUUCAUUAGGAGGUAGGCAUUGACUUAUGUGGACAAUUAAUUUAGGACUUCUAAAAUCUAGCUCAGCCCUGGCAUGGAAACAGCCCUGACACUGGGCAUGGUGGCUGGGGGGUUGGCCUCAGCUUCCAGAGCGCGUGAGCUCUGUAUGCAGCACGGAGUAAUAACUCGCCCUCUGGGAGCCUGUGCUCCUACUAGAGUCCAAACAGGAAUCUGUGCUCUGAGCAGUGGUUUCUCAGAGUCCCCAAGGAAGAUGACAGAAUGCUUAAAGUCCAAGGCCAUGUGGAAU